CGACAAACAGGUGUCCCGAUUAUAGAGCUUCAACACUUUCACAGCAAGCUCCUCACCAACUCAAUUGGAUUCGCUCACGACGACAUAAUGCAAAUUUCGAAAUUGGCACUGCUGUUAGCAGCUGGUGUGUCUCAGGCAGUCGCUACUUGGUCGAUUCAUGAUGCCAGCAUAACCGUCUCUGCGAAGAAGGGCGCCGAUAGCCUGAAAGAGAAACUCGACUUACCUUUGGAAAAUCCCGUACAGCUCGGAGCCAGCGAUUCUCUCAAGGUCGUCCUCACAGCUAAAGAUGACGGAAAGCCCAAGCGCCCGCAUCAGGCAUUCUUGGUCCUGUAUAGCAGCACAAAAGAGCUCUCGGCUCCCUUCCCGAUGACCCUCAAGGAGAACGGAAGGGCGAUGGUUCAAAUUGCCUACAAGGACAUACCUCUGCAACUCCUCGUUCUGAAAGAGCCUAUCAACGCCAACAUAAUUCUCGGAUCUUUUGGCAAGUCAUCUGGUGUCAAUCUUCCGAAAUUCACCAUCAACUUUGUGCAGGACCCGAACUUGCCGCCUCCCGAGGUUGAGGCCCCUGUCCGGUACCAGAAGCAGCCUGAGAUUCACCACAUCUUCCGCCCGGACCCCAAGUCCCCUCCCAAAGUCGUGUCUCUCUUCUUCGCCGCCGCCGUGGCUGCCACGGUACCGGUCUUGUUCAUUGGCUGGACGAUGCUCGGUGCGAACCUCAACCACUUGCAGAAGGCUCUCGGCGCAGCGCCUUUGUCGCAUGCCACCUUUUUCGGAUCGAUUCUGGCGAUGGAGGGUGUCUUCUUCCUAUACUACAGUGGAUGGAAGUUGUUCAAGGUCUUACCCCUCAUUGGUGUCGUUGGCGUCACGACAUUCAUCAGUGGCACCAAGGCUUUGGGCGAGGUGCAGAGCAGGCGCUUGGCUGGUGAGAGGUAGAGUCUCAACUAGCAGGGAGCGGAUGGAUAACGCAGAGAACCGCGGAUGGAAUGAAUUCCUUCGAACUGAUGUGAAGAUAAGAAUCAACGUUAUACCUUGAAACAAAGGGGCAUGUCGCGUACGAUGGAAUCUUUAGAACUACGUAUCUAGACCAAGCCGGGGCAUUGGGGAAUAUUGACGGGCCCUGGCGGGACGUCAGGCGAAGGCGGAACACUCAAAACUGCAUUUAUUUUUUUUCUUUAGCGAUCUUGCAAUGCGAUUCAUAUAAUCUUACGAA
Pyricularia grisea is the source of this 1210-nucleotide messenger RNA. RefSeq lists its product as uncharacterized. Bases 88 to 933 code for a protein of 281 amino acids. The record is from RefSeq and is a predicted model, not a curated record. Gene Ontology annotation, cellular component: membrane; oligosaccharyltransferase complex. Lineage: Eukaryota; Fungi; Ascomycota; Sordariomycetes; Magnaporthales; Pyriculariaceae. Gene Ontology annotation, biological process: protein N-linked glycosylation. The transcript is spliced from 4 exons.